AAUCAGUUACAAUUGUGGCCCAGAAUCAGUUGCAAUUGUGGCCCAGAAUCAGUUGCAAGUGUGGCCCAGAAUCAGUUAUAACUGUGGUCCAGAAUCAGUUACAAGUGUGGCCCAGAAUCAGUUACAAGUGUGGCCUAGAAUCAGUUACAAGUGUGGCCCAGAAUUAGUUACAAGUGUAGUCUAG
Molecule: messenger RNA, 184 nt
Organism: Racocetra persica
Lineage: Eukaryota; Fungi; Glomeromycota; Glomeromycetes; Diversisporales; Gigasporaceae
Source: the annotation of a GenBank genome assembly